CCCCCCAACCACCUCGCCUCUGAUUGGCUCCGCGAUGUCUCAGGACCCUGUGGGUGACGCUAUCGACUGGCCCAGGCAGCCGUCCGUCAGCUGGGAAAGUAAUAUGCCCAAACUGUGGGGGUUUGUAGACUUGGGCUCAGAGAGCAACACUUUGGAGGAGCCUCCCUGCGCGCGCUUGUGAGCUCCCGAGUCCGGAAAAAACCCCGAAACCAUCGCUAAUUGCUACGAUUGCUGUUAUUGUUUUUUCCCCUUCCUUGCUGCUUAAAUUGCAAAAAAGCAAAACGAGGCAAAGCCUGUGAAAAUGGAGUGGAAUUCCCUGCUGAUGCUCCUGGAAGCUGCGGAAUACUUGGAAAGGCGAGACAGAGAAGCGGAGCACGGCUACGCCUCGGCGCUGCCUUUCGACAGCGGCUACGCCAGGAGGAAAAGCAAGGCCGGGAAGCCCCAGAGCAGCCGGUCUUCACAUAAUGAACUAGAAAAGCAUAGGCGAGCUAAACUACGACUAUAUUUAGAAGAGUUAAAACAACUUGUCCCUUUGGGAGCAGAUAGUACUAGACACACCACACUCAGUCUGCUGAAAAGAGCCAAGAUGCAUAUUAAGAAAUUGGAAGAACAAGACCGGAAAGCUCUAAAUAUUAAAGAACAGUUACAGCGAGAACAUCGAUACCUCAAGCGUAGAUUGGAACAGCUCUCCAUGCAGGGCCUGGAACGAAUUCGCACAGACAGCCUGGGAUCAACAAUAUCUACAGAUUCUGAGCAAGAAGUAGAUAUCGAAGGAAUGGAAUUCCCACCAGCUGAAAUGGACAGUAGCAGAAGUCCCAGCGAUGCGGAAGACAGUUUGCAAGGGAGCUCGAGCGACAGCGGCUACGCACAUUCGCACAGACUCAAUGCCAGGCUUCUGUAGCGUCGAAGGGCACCGCUCAACUCAGGACGUUCUGACUAAAGCACUUACACAAAAUAUGCCGGACUGCCAUUCUUCCAGAAAGCCUCAGACCACAAGCAUCUGAAAGGAGGUUCCGUGCCCAGGGUUCGCCGAACUACGAUUGGUAUAUUCAAUAAAUUGCAAAUCAUGUUUUUUUUUUUCUACAAAAUGUGAUUAGAUGCAGUUGUGGCUUAAAGUCCUUUAUUGUAGCCAUUGUACACACUGUUAGUUCUGGGGUGUGUGUGUGUGUGUGCUUUUUAAAAAUAAUUUUUAAAGGGGAUUUCCCCCCAAAUGUUAAAAUACAAAGUGGGCAUAGCAAGUAACUACACGUGCAGAUGGAGAUUUUCUGUUGGCCGCUCAAAAAUGGGGUUGUCUCUAGCAAUAGGAACUUCUGUAGCCCAAACAGCAUGUUAAAGGCUCGUCCCCAGUUCUGCUUGCCACUACAGUCUUUCUCAGGAAAACCUGCUUUUUUACCGCUGAAUCAGAUUGGGAUUUCCCUGAAUUAAAAGUGGGUUUUCCAGGGGAAAGUGGCAUGACAAAGGCAAAACUGCUCGAACCAUUUCUAUGCAUAAAUAGGUCAAAUGGAAGCAUGGACUUAACCCUAAAUCUCUCUCUGCUCAUGGUUUUCUUGGGAUCACCCCCAAGUUAUUUGGAUUCUCACUGUUGCGGACCAAGGAUUGAAAGGUUAGGGGGUAGGAUAAUACUUUUUAAAAGUACAUUAUCAUUUUACAAAAAAAAACAACCAACUUCUUUGGUUAACAAAUAUUCCUA
This is a messenger RNA of Zootoca vivipara (common lizard), 1690 nucleotides long. It is a transcript of the gene MXD4, whose product is annotated as MAX dimerization protein 4. NCBI's taxonomy places the organism in Eukaryota, Metazoa, Chordata, Lepidosauria, Squamata, Lacertidae. The record is from RefSeq and is a predicted model, not a curated record. Gene Ontology annotation, molecular function: DNA-binding transcription factor activity, RNA polymerase II-specific; RNA polymerase II cis-regulatory region sequence-specific DNA binding; protein dimerization activity. Gene Ontology annotation, biological process: regulation of transcription by RNA polymerase II.